Molecule: messenger RNA, 3261 nt
Organism: Durusdinium trenchii
Lineage: Eukaryota; Dinophyceae; Suessiales; Symbiodiniaceae
Source: the annotation of a GenBank genome assembly
AUGGGCGACUUCCGGGCCGAGAAGGAGGUGGUCUUGGCUGCCGUGCAGCACACGGGCAUGGCGCUGUAUUAUGCUUCCCCGGCCUUAAGGGACGACCUCGAGGUGGUGAUGGCUGCUGUGGAGCAGCACUGGAUGGCUUUACAGUAUGCCUCGGAGGAGCUCCGCGACGACUUCGAUGUGGGUCUUCGCGCGGUGAAAGCCAAUGGCUUAGCCCUCCGGGAGACCGGCGCCUUGGAACGUCCGCGUCCGUCCUUUCCGCCGGUUGGACCACAGUGCAAAGACAAUGCCAACCUCGUGAUGGAGGCGGUGAGCAACGAUGGCCGGGCGCUGCAAUAUGCCUCGGAGAAUCUGAGACGAGACAACUUCGUGGUCAUGGAAGCCCUGAAGCAUGAUCCAGAAGCCUUGGAAUUCGCAGACGAGGAGUUGAAAGACUCAUUGGAGGUCAUCAUGCCUGCGCUGCGACGGGAUGGUGCCGUGCUGCGCUUCCUGCCGGACGCGAUGCGCGACAAUGGGGACGUGGCCUUGGACGCGGUGCAAACCUGCGGAUUGGCGGUGGCCUAUGCCAGCCUCCGCGUGCGCGGAGACAAGGAGGUGAUCCUGGCAGCGGUCCGUGCAGAUGGUUUCGCCUUGGCCUAUGCGACGCAAGAGUUGCAAGGCGACGAGGACGUGGUGGACGCCGCGUGUGGCGAAAACCCCUUGGCGCUGCAGUACGCUUCUGAUCGCUGGCGCUGCGAGAAGGACUUUGUGAAGGGUGUUGUGGGCAACGACGGCUUGGCCUUGGAGUUUGUUUCCGGUGGCCUUUCCAACGACAAGGAGGUCUGCAUGGAAGCGGUCUCGAACACCGGCGCGGCGCUCAUCCACUGCUCGGCGCAGCUGCGCGACGAUGACGACAUCGUGCGCACCGCGGUGAACAAUGACGGCUUGCAGUUCUUGCACGUCUCUCCACGGCUUCGGCAUGAUCGAGACUUGCUCCUCUUGGCGGUGAAGAGGUCGCCCAGAGCACUGGCUCAUGCUCUGGUGGAUCAGAUUCAUGAUCAGGAGGUGGUGCGUACCGCUGUAGCGGGUGAUGGCAUGGUGCUGGUUUGGGCGCCUGAAGAGCUGCGAGACGACGAGGAGGUGGUCUACGCAGCUGUCGCCCAGAAUGGCCUCGCACUGGAAUAUGCCAGUGGCAGGUUGAGAUCCAAGUGCGAGAUCGUCCUCGCUGCCUUGGGUCAAAACCCAGAGGCCUUCGUCUACGUGAUGCCCGGCACGCGCGACGACGUGCGCUUGAUGGCCUUGGGCCAGGCACGACGGCCAAAGCUGCAAGAGAUGCUGGAGGAACGGGAGACUGGAACGCUGAAUUGGGGUGAUCAACGGGGGUUUAGUGAGGAAACGCUGGGGAAGGAACUGCCAACGGCGCUACGGAUGGCUUCGGCCAGGCUGCGUAUGUUCGUGGAGCCGCUGCUGCAGGAGCUGAAGAUAUCCUGGCACGACGCCCGAUGCGUCUUCCAUCAGUUCAGCACGCUGGAGGACGAGGGGGAGCUACAGCCCGCCAUCGAUGAGCCCAAAGCAUUCUUAGAGAAGCUGAGACGGAGGGAAGAUGAGAUGAUCGGUCACGCCUGGGCCAUUGCCUCUGCACGCUUCAGCCUCGAACCCUUGGCCAUGCAGCAGAAGCUCGGCAAUUGGGAGGAGCUGGUGCCAGUGAUGCUGAGCUGUGUUGCCAAAGGCCAAAGUGCCUGGAGCGUCUUGGAUGGUGAGAUCACCUUGACGCCAGCGGAGCUAAAGGCUCAAUUGAAGGUCAUGAGCGAUUUGGAGUUCUUAGGCUUGCGACCUGCAGAAGGCGGGGUUGAUUUGACCAACGACCAGGAGCUUCAGCCAGCUGAAAGGUCCAGCCCUUCUGAGCCCCUGGAGACGCGGCAGGAUCAGACACAGGAGACCGUCUCGCGAACCCAACAGAUGGAGGUGAAUGAGUUGAGCACCUUGCAGCUGGGGCCAUUUGAGGCCGGGGUCACCUGUGAGAUUCUGAGGGCUUGGUACGGUGUAGCAGGUGAUGAAAGAUAUGAAAGGAGGAGAAUUGACGCCACAAUUCAUUGUCGAAACGAAUGGAAUCCUACAAGAGGCUUGACCUUGUCCAAUUACAACAAGCUCUUCGGGGAUCCGGCACCGCUUCGGCCCAAGAGAAUGUUCGUGGAGUAUCGCCUCAGCAACCUGCGCUCGUGCGAUGUGGCCAACACACGCUACGAGAGCCGAUUGGCCUUAGCGCCGGUCAUCGCUGCUAAGGCCGUCACGAACCUGGUGGGUGUGGGUGUGGCCGGAUUCGGCUAUGCGGUGGGCAAGGUGACCACCACGGUGCAAAACACCUUGGGCUCGGACACGGAUGCUCAUCACGUCGCCGACUCCUGGGCCUUCCAAGCAGCUUUCAGCGCAUGGCUGAAGUGCAAUGGAAUCGUUCCAUCUGUCAGCUUCGAGCCGAUUCCGGCCGUGCCAGGCCGACCAAAGUUUGUGGCAGAGGACAUGCGACAAACGCCCAUCAUUUUGUGCAAUCACGUGUGCUACUUGGAUGGGAUGGUUUUAGCUUCCGUCUUCCACGGGCCCAAGAUCAUUGCCAUGAAGGGCACUUUGAAUGUCCCGGUCAUUGGCGUUUUUGCGAAGGACAUCGGCGUGAUCGAGGUGGACCGAUCAGAUCCCAAAUCCCGUGCGGCCACCAUUAAGGCCAUUGAGGAUCAUGUGGCCAACUGGCAGCCAGGGCGACAGCCCCUCUUGUUGUUCCCUGAGGGUACGACGAGCAAUGGGCAAGGCCUUUUGGAGUUCCGGAAGGGUGCCUUCGUCCCGGGCGUCCCCGUGCGGCCGGCAGUGCUUUGCUACACUGGCAGCUGGGAUCCCGCCAACACCAGCUACCGGGAAACCGAUGGGAAAAUCCAGGCAAUUGGGGACACCGAGUGGGCCGAGCAGUUCCUCGGCCACAUUUUUCACUCCUUGCAGAUCCGGGUGUUGCCACCCUACGAGCCAUCGGAGGAGGAGAAGGCUGACCCCCAGCUCUACGCCUCCAACGUCCGCAAGGUCAUGAGUGAUGCGCACGCAGAGCUUCGGAAGGAGGUGGAACUAAAAGCCAAGCAGCACUCCAUUCAGGCCUUUGCGCAGAAGGGCGUGGACUUCGUGGAGGACCUCAGCACCGGCGUGGUCAACGGCAUGUCCUCGGUGAUCCAAAAGACCCGCGACAUUGGCAGCCUCGGCGCCGUGUCUAUCUUAUCAAAUGGAAUUCUUCAGACCGCUCCUGGUUGA